AUGCAAUUGUCUAUCUCCACAACGCUUGUAUUCUUUCUCUGCCUCAGCGUCGAUGCAUUGCCCGGAAGACAUAGAGGGCGACCUGGAUCACCAGCUACGAACAUCGGCACGCCUAUGAAAGGCAACCCGCCUCAAAACAGCAAUCCCUCCAACAAUAAUCCCCCUGCCGGGUCUCCAACGACGAGUAUCAAUCCACCAGCGAGCACCAAUGCACCCGGUAACAACAACAAUCCCACAAAUCUUGAUCCUUCUCUCGUCCCAGUCUUCUCCAUCCAGUCUGGCACAGGCAUAGGUGCAAAUGGAGUUGCAAUUCCCAAGACCUGUCCUCCCGCGCGUGCGGAAUUCAUUUCUAAGCUAGCUACCAAUAUCGCAGCUGGAAAUGUCCUCGGAACACCCAUUACCUUCAACACCGACCCAAAAGUACAGGAUACAAAAACCAACAAGGACCGGGCAACGGCAAUGAUUAUCACUCUGCAGAGUUUCACGGGGGUGAAGGGAGUGGGAUGUCCUGGCGCGAGCACGCCUGAGUUGAUCUCGCAACAGAAGACGGGAAUAGUCGCCUAG
Molecule: messenger RNA, 564 nt
Organism: Cadophora gregata
Lineage: Eukaryota; Fungi; Ascomycota; Leotiomycetes; Helotiales; Ploettnerulaceae
Exons: 1
Coding region: 1-564 (187 amino acids)
Source: RefSeq, a predicted model, not a curated record